AUGGUGCCACAGGAGCUGGAGCUGAUGGAAAACAUCUUGACAAGCAAGCAGGAUGAGAGCUGGGAGCAGCGGUGCCCCCGGGCUUCCUUCACCCGCCAGGAACGGAGCCGCCUGCUCUGGGAGGAUGUCAGCAUCAUGGAGGAAGAUGCCACCAAAGUCACCGCCCUGAAGCUGAGGCUGGAUGAGUCCCAAAAAGUGCUGCUGAAGGAGCGGGAGGACAAGCUGGCACUCAGUAAGAACAUUGAGAAGCUGGAGGGCGAGCUCAGCCAGUGGAAGAUCAAGUACGAAGAGCUCAACAAGAACAAGCAGGAAGUGAUGAAGCAGCUCAACAUCCUGAAGGAGAUCCACCAGGAUGAGCUGGGGCGCAUCUCCGAGGACCUGGAGGACGAGCUGGGUGCUCGCUCCAGCAUGGACAAGAAGAUGGCCGAGCUGCGUGCAGAGAUGGAGCGUCUGCAGGCGGAGAACGCAGCCGAGUGGGGCCGUCGGGAGCGGCUGGAGACGGAGAAGCUCAACCUGGAGCGGGAGAACAAGAAGCUGCGGGCGCAGAUCGAGGACCUGGAGGAGGUGCUGGCUCGCAAGCGGCGCCAGACAGCCAGCGCCCUGGACACCGACCUCAAAACCAUCCAGGCUGAGCUCUUCGAGAAGAACAAGGAGCUGGCCGACCUGAAGCACAUCCACACCAAGCUGAAGAAGCAGUACCAAGAGAAGAUGGCCGAGCUGGCCCAUGCCAACCGCCGUGUGGAGCAGCAUGAGGGCGAGGUGAAGAAGCUGCGCCUGAGGGUGGAGGAGCUGAAGAAAGAGCUGGCCCAAGCCGAGGAUGAGCUGGAUGAGGCCCACAACCAAACGCGGAAGCUGCAGCGGUCGCUGGAUGAGCAGACGGAGCAGAGCGAGAGCUUCCAGGUGCAGCUGGAGCAUCUGCAGUCCCGGCUGCGGCGGCAGCAGAGCACCCCACUUUUUGGCAAGAUGCGGAGCACCCGCUUCGGUCCUGACGACACCGGGGAUGGCACCAGUGACCCUGACGAGGACGAGGACCUGCAGAUCCAGGUGCCCUAG
Molecule: messenger RNA, 1053 nt
Organism: Merops nubicus (carmine bee-eater)
Lineage: Eukaryota; Metazoa; Chordata; Aves; Coraciiformes; Meropidae
Gene: CCDC102A
Product: coiled-coil domain containing 102A
Exons: 7
Coding region: 1-1053 (350 amino acids)
Cellular component (GO): myosin complex
Source: RefSeq, a predicted model, not a curated record